AUGAAUGGAUGAACAGAACCUCAAACCUGUAGGUCUUAUUUUCCCUCCUCUCUUUCAGUCAUCGUCUCUAAUCUCUGUAUUAUUUCCCAUAAUGCUCCUGGUCUGUGUUUAAUCCCUCCUGACCCUGUUGGAGGAGGAGCAGAGGGAGGAGAAACACUCAGCUGAUCUCAGCUGCAGAGAUCACACAACCAAACUGGGAUUCUGGAUUAUUUCUUUCAUCUGGACUCAUGGAUUAAAUCAUUCUGCUCUCUACUUCUUUUUAUUUUUAUCUUUCUAUCUAUAUUUUUAUAACGUCACAAGGAAGAAAAAUCAUAAUUUAGCUGCUGUUGUAGUCUUUAACAUGGAUGGUGCGUUCAGGUGCAGGUAGGAAGGGUUGUAAACAGGAUUAUAUUCAGACUACAGAACCAAAACUUCAGUUUGUUUUAUUAUAAAACUCUUUAUUCUGCUGGGAUUUAAUCAUUUUAGAGACUUUUUUUAUGUUUUUAAUGUGAUGGUUUUGAAAAGCAAACAGAAAAAGGAUCUGACAGUAAAUUAAAUUAAAAUAAAAAGUAGCAGGAAGCAGAGCAGACGUCAUUUCUAUCAGAAUAUUAAGAGUUUAUCUUUAAUUUUCUGGGAUUGAUUAGAUUAUUUAUAAUUUUAUCAUUAAAUUAUUACAUUUAGUUCCUGGAUUUAACAGAUGGGAAGGGAAACAUUUUCAAAUAAACACCUUAAAGAGCAGAAGUCGUGAUGCAGAGAGCGAUGGCGUCCUUCACCGAGUGUCUCCGUCCACCUGGAGACAACAGCUCCGCCUCUGGACAGGACGAUGGAUGGCGUCCACGAGGUUGGCGAGGUGAUGGCUUCCCGUCUGCAGGUGAAGGAGGAGGACGGAGACAAAACACGUCCUGAAGACAAGGGUGGCAGUCUUUAUGGCUCUCUCCACAGCUCAGUUCAYGACAGAGACAACGGUCCAAUGAUGAGAGCCGCUCUGUGUUCUCAGGUGUGCAAGGUGUACCGGUUCCAGACGGAGGAUCACAGGUGGCUGCUGGUCCGGGAGCAGAUGUCGGAGACACCGCUGUCCAUCACUGUCCCCAAACAGCUGCUGAGCGCGCUCGUUCAAGAACAUGCCAACAGAGUCUCGGAGGUGAAGGAGCUCGGUGACCUUUCACCCCAUUGGGAUGGUCUCCGCCAUGAUGUCAUCGACCACUGUAGCCGUCUGAUUGGCUGCUACCAGGAGACAUCAGCCGAGCUCGACAAACUCUCAGCUUCGUCGUGUUUCAAGUCCAGCAGCAGUAAGUCCGACAGACACCUGCAGUUUGUUCCCACCAACCUGCACUCUCAGAGGAUGGAGGUCAAAGGUCCCGACAGCUCAGGUGUUUGGUAUGAGGUCAUCACUUUCGGCGCUCCGGCUGAUCACCACCAGGCGUUUAAACAUGGCGGCCUGAAGAGACUCCUGAGGAAACACCACAAAGAGAGCUCCGUCUCGUAUUCUCAGGAUGAGAGCUGCAGAGCGAAGGAGCUGCUGGCCAGCGUCGCCCGGCUGCAGCCUCUGAUCUUCGGCCUCGCCGAGGAGCUGCUGUCCGUCUCCUCGGAGCAGGACAUCUCCCGGCUGCAGGAGGUGCUGGACACUUURAUGCAGGAGACCACACAGUUCAUACACGCCCUGAAGGACGAGCUGGUUAAAAACACCCUGCUCGACAUCCACCGUCACUACGCCGCCGCCGCCGGCUGCCACGCCCACAGCAACGGUCUGGUCUGUGAGAACUCGCCGACGGACCAGGAGGACGAGUACGACGAGGAGGAGUGGGACAGAGUGUGGGCGAACGUCGCCAAGAGUCUGGACUGCAUCAUGAUCAUGGUCGACCGGCUGCAGGAGCGAGAGCGCCACCUGCAGGAGCAGACGUCCCUAGAACCUCAGGAAUCCACGCUGGACACUAAACCUCAGAACACCGCCCCUCCUCCCUCCUCCUCCUCCUCCUCCUCCUCCUCGUCCCGGCAGGAGCAGCUGCUCCCCCUGGUGGUCACGCUCAGGGACUGCGUGCGUGAGGCUGCGACAAAGGCCCGGGCCGCCACAACCUUCAUGGUCCUGCAGGGGGCGCUGGCUGCCACCGUGGCUCAGGGUCCGACGCAGGUCCUCCAGAGACGCCACGCUGUGUUCAGCCAGGCCCUGUCUGCGGUUGUUUGUGGCUUCGUUCUGAAGCUUCACGGAGGUCUGGAGGAUCCAGAGUUCCUGCAGCAGCUCCACUCAGUCGGAGUCCUGGUCCAGUUUGAGGGUCUGCUCAGCACCUACGGUGAGGAGGUGGGCAUGCUGCAGGACAUGCAGGUGGGCGUGGCCGACCUGAGCAGGGUGGCGUUCAGCCUCACCGAGGCCCGAUCGGAUCAACCAGGAGACCUGCGGCCGACGCUCCGUGGAGCAUGGAGUGGUUUUGUUGUGGAGGUGCCGGUGCCUCCAGACUCCUUCAGCUCGCUGCCGCAGGAGCUGAGAGACGGCGCUCUGAUCCGAGUCCAGCCAGUUCUGUUCAACAUCGGCAUCAACCAGCAGCAGAGUCUGGCUGAGAGGUUUGGAGACAGCUCCCUGCAGGAGAGGCUGAACCAGCAGAGCUGUGAGCGUCUCAGAGCUUACUGCUCCUCACUGACACACACGCUCCCUCACACCGCAGGCGUGCGGUCUCUGUCAGAGUUGUUGUCGUCUCUGGAUCGCAGCUUGGAGGCGAAGAAGAGGAAGAAUGUGAAGGUCCUGUGGUCCGCGGCGGCGGUGUGUCGAUGUGUGAACGGCGUUCGUCUCACAAGCUGUAAGAGUGCGAAGGACCGCACGGCGAUGUCUGUGACCCUGGAGCAGUGCUCCAUCCUGAGGGAGAACCACCAGCUCAGCCAGCAGCACUUCAGCACCGCGCUCAGCUCCAUGAGGAGAUCCCGCCUGUCCUGGGGGCAGAUGCUGGGUUGUUAUGCCCACUCAGGGUUCACCGUCUCUGGGUUAGAUCCAGACCAGCCUCCCUCGGGUCUCCGCAGUCUCCGGCUCCCUCGGUGUUCGGCCUGCGAGCGGCACUUUUACCCUGUAGCCUUUCUGCUGGUGACCUCUCAUCUGCUGGUCCUCUGGCUGAUCCUCAGCUUGGUGGUCCUGCUAGCCAAAUACCAGUGAACAAGGCCAGACCCGGAACACUGGGGAGAACAGAUAAUAAGUAUUCUGAGGUUUGUGACACCAGAUUGAGGAAAAAAAAAAUGUCUUAAAUGGAACAGACUGGUUGUAACAUUAGACAUUAUUUAAUAAACAUUUACUUCAACUGUAAAAACAAGA
Molecule: messenger RNA, 3271 nt
Organism: Austrofundulus limnaeus
Lineage: Eukaryota; Metazoa; Chordata; Actinopteri; Cyprinodontiformes; Rivulidae
Product: type II inositol 3,4-bisphosphate 4-phosphatase
Cellular component (GO): cytoplasm
Molecular function (GO): phosphatidylinositol-3,4-bisphosphate 4-phosphatase activity
Source: RefSeq, a predicted model, not a curated record